ACUUUACAGAUACACAGCCCAGCGAAGCAUGUUGUGUCGGACACCCAGUCUUCGAUUGUCCCUAGGUCAGGAAUACCUAUUGUGAUGGGAGUCUGACCAUUUGCGGUGCACAGAAGCAAGAAAUGUGGAUCUUUAUUUGUGUUUUUUAAAUGCCUAAAUAGUAGCUGCUGAGGUGGUAUGGUUUUAUUUUUGGGAUCUCAUGGAGCCUCACCUACAGUGAUGCAGCCUGAGGAGCCUGUGCGUCAGGAACUGCAAUUUUAUUAUGUGGGUGACCAUAUGUGGACCACCAUGUUUGGGCAGAGUGUAAAGCUGCAACCCGUAGCCAUUCAGAGCCUGUCAGAACUGGAGCGAGCCCGCCUACAGGAGGUGGCCCUCUAUCACCUGGAGGAGAGAGAGCUGGACUUUAAGAUCAGCAUUCCCAAAGAGAUUCGCAAGAUGAGGAAGUCACUACGAAGAAAGUUUGACUCCUUUUCCAAGGAAAAGAAAGAAAGAGAAAAAGCCCCUAAGGCAUUUGGGAUUCCUCUCUCCCAGGUGAUCGCAAACGAUCGGGCCUAUAAACAGCGUCAGGAGGCUCUAAAGGAGAGCCGGCGAGACUGUUUGGAGUUGGAAGCCAGCGUGAUGCACUUCCGUGCUGAAAAACGGCAUCAUAAUGGGAACCGGCUCCAUACCUGCACAGCCUCAACCUCCAGCGCUGCUCCCUCAACACUGCUGGAGCUCCACAGCAAGCCACUUUCCCCAGCAUUCCUGGACAACAGCUCUCGAAGCCACAGACGGGGAGGCCUGUCAGUUGACUCCAUCUCGGAUCUGGUGGAAAGUCAGUCCAGGCUUUUGGAGGCACUGCAGCUUUCUCAUCCUAAUGAAUUAGACAUCAAGAAGACGCCUGCAGGCCGCACGCAGACCAAGCUGAGUCUGAACCCCAUUUACAGACAGGUGCCACGUGUCAUGGAGCGCUGCUGCCAGCACAUAGUUACAUAUGGGCUGCAGACGGUGGGAAUUUUCCGAGUUGGAAGUUCCAAAAAGAGAGUCCGCCAACUGCGUGAGGACUUUGACAGUGGAACAGAUGUAGUUCUGGAUGAUGAACACAGUGUUCAUGAUGUGGCAGCACUAUUAAAAGAGUUCCUCAGAGACAUGCCUGACCCUCUGCUGCCCAGAGAGCUCUACUGCGCCUUUCUGCAUGCUAACAGUCUGUGGGGCGCCGAUCAAUUGACAUACCUGCAGCAGCUGUUGUACCUGUUACCUCCGUGUAACUGUGACACUCUGUUGAGAUUGCUGAGUUUGUUACACACAGUUCAGGAGCACGCUCAUGACUCCGUCGGACCUGAUCAGCAAGCGGUCCCAGGUAAUAAGAUGACAGCAGCUAACUUGGCCGUGAUUUUCGGGCCCAACCUGCUACAAAAGGAGAAGGGUUCAGAGAAAGAGCUGAAACCUGAGGCAAUGGGCAUCGAAGACAGUGCUGCCAUCAUCUCAGUCACUCUGCUCUUCAUCCAGCACUACAAAUAUCUUUUCACAGUUUCAGCAGAGCUCCAGCAGGAGGUGCUUAUGAGUCUCAUUCAGACCGAUCCAGACGUCAUAGACUACCUGCUACGCAGAAAACUCAGUGGCAGCGGUGUGACUGGGGAGCCAGAUUUGGGACUACGCAGAGACACUCAGACAUCUCUGGACUCAGUAGGUCAGUCCAGUGAUGAUAUGUCACCUAUUGAGCCGGUAUCCCCAUUGUUCGAAGACUCUGAUGGUGGAACCUCUCUGAGCAGCGAGGUUUUUUUCAACGCACUACAUCUCAGCACCAGCAGCAAACGCCCUUCAGAGACUCCACCCAAGUCCAUAGCUAAGAUGCGACAGUUCCAUUCGCAUCACAACUUGCUGAGUCUUGUUCAGCCCUCUACCCAGCUGCAGCCUGAUGAGCGAGAGCUGCAGAGUGGCCCAGGCCUGCCCAGUCCAGUAGAGAAUCUACAGUUCAGUCUCCAGCAACAGGAAGACACCUCCCAGCCCCAGAGCGCGAGAGAAAGGAGUGUGUGGGUGCGACAGGGCUCCAACACCUCCACCACAUCAGAAGACAGCAAACAGCCAAGCAACUUCUGGGACUUUUUCUCUGGCAAGGUGUCAGGCUCAGAGACUGUAGUAUGACUAGAUGCACUAGUUUAGCGUGCAGAGUGCGUGUGGACUUCUUCACCUGCUGCCUAGAGACUCCACUAAUGCAGAAACACAUCUUGUAAUAGAAUACCUUGUAGAUAUUAUAUAUAUUUUUGUAAUCUUCACUAAUCCUCCUACUCCCUUUGUGUUGUAGUAUCCAUGCAGUGCAUGUCUAUAUAAGGCUAUGUUAUAAAGUCACUCACUCACUCAUCUUCUAUACCGCUUUAUCCUGUAUUCAGGGUCACGGGGACCUGGAGCCUAUCCCAGGAGACUUAGGACACAAGGCAGGGUACACCCUGGACAGGGUGCCAAUCCCUCGCAGGGCACACACAUAUACACACACUUAUACUUUCAUAGAAAGUAUAAAAAUGGGAUCAAUUUUUGAUCAAAAUGAAUGUGACCACAAAGCUCUGGAAUGAGGAAUAUCACUGCAAUGUUUGCUACAUCUAUAUACAUAUGAAUAUUUUUUUUCAAUGCAGAUUUUUUUUAUAUAAUAAAUCAAAGAAGGGCAGCACUGUGCCCUUGCUACUCCAGGGUUCAGGGUCCCACCUCCGGACUAUGUGCAUGAAGUUUGCAUGUUCACCCUCCCUUGGUGGGUUUCCUCCGGGUAAUCUGACGUGCAGAUUAGGCUAAGUGAUGUUCCCUAAUUGCUCUUACUGUGUGAAUAAGUGUGUAUGCCCUGUGAUGGAUUGGCACCCUGAAAUCUCAGGCUCCACGCCUCCUUCGACCUUUUGCAGGAUAAGAAGUACAGAAAAUGAAUCAAUAAAAAAAUAAAUAAA
Molecule: messenger RNA, 2909 nt
Organism: Clarias gariepinus (North African catfish)
Lineage: Eukaryota; Metazoa; Chordata; Actinopteri; Siluriformes; Clariidae
Gene: arhgap36
Product: Rho GTPase activating protein 36
Exons: 12
Coding region: 178-2124 (648 amino acids)
Biological process (GO): signal transduction
Source: RefSeq, a predicted model, not a curated record